Molecule: messenger RNA, 701 nt
Organism: Galendromus occidentalis (western predatory mite)
Lineage: Eukaryota; Metazoa; Arthropoda; Arachnida; Mesostigmata; Phytoseiidae
Product: palmitoyl-protein thioesterase 1
Exons: 5
Coding region: 1-669 (222 amino acids)
Cellular component (GO): lysosome
Molecular function (GO): thiolester hydrolase activity; palmitoyl hydrolase activity
Source: RefSeq, a predicted model, not a curated record
AUGCCCUUGGAAAAGCAAUUGGAGAUCGCCUGCGCUCAGCUCGCAGAUAUUCCGGAGCUUCGACAGGGAUUCAAUGCGUUCGGCGAAUCACAGGGCGGAAUCCUCAUGCGUGCCAUAGUACAAAAGUGUUCCCCAGGACCGAUCAACAACUUUGUGACCCUGUCUUCGCCCCAUCAAGGCAUUUACGGAAUCCCGAAGUGCACUGAGAGAGUGCCGAAAUUCCUGUGCUCCAUGAUCGUCAGUCUCUUCAGCCUCGACGUUUAUUCUCGCUUCGUUCAAGGCUUGUUGACGGCUGCUGAAUAUUGGCACGAUCCACUCAAGGAGGAUGAAUACCGACGAGCCUCUGCGUUUUUGGCUGAGCUCAACAACGAGAGAAACUUCAAUAUCGAUUUCAAACGGAAUCUCUCGAAGGUGAACAAAUUCAUCAUGAUCCGCAACACCGAAGAUGAAUUCAUAGUCCCAAAUUAUUCGGCUCAUUUUGGAUUCUUCGCCGAAGGUUCGGUCUCGGAGUUGGAAAAUUUCACGUCUACUCGGGUAUACAGAGAGGAUCUGCUGGGCCUCAGGACCAUGUCUAUGAACAACCAGCUGGUCUUCGAGAAUAUUCCCGGCGGCCACUGUCAUCUGAACUGGACAUGGUUCGAGGAAUUCACGAUCAAAUACUUCAAAUAAGACUUCAUCGUAGAUUGGAGGCGAUCUGAUGA